AUGAUUGUAGGAUCAGAGGCGGAAUAUGAUCGUAGGACUCUAGGAUCAGAGGCGGAGUAUGAUCCCGGGAUGUUGGAUCAAAGAUUAUUGGGUGAUUAUGCCGUGUCCCUACUUGCUUUUGUGUCAGACUGGAAGACUGGAGGGCUGGAAAAAUUAAAGAACGAAGCAAUGAGGAUUAUCCUAAGAUACCUUCAUACUGCCCAAAUUGUAAACAUGAGGAACGAACGUGAUAUUCCAAGCAUCAGAGAUUGUGUCACUGAAAGAAAUGUCCUCAUUGGGUCCUGCCUCUCUAAGCCUUUCUCUCUCUCUCUCAGCCCUGCUUCCUUGAGCCAUGCCUCACUGAUCCCUGAUCCCUGCCUCAGACACCGGCCAGUAACCACUGUCUCUGUCUCUCCCGUGGUGGUCGCGACUACAGCUGACGGGGAGACACGAGACGACGCCAUCGCCACCAAUCACCGUCUGCGUGCUGUGAGGAACAGGCUGGAGGAGGCGCACGAGACAGCACGGGGCGCACUUCUCACCCUGCACACCCAAUACAACCAUAGCAAGACCACCUGGAACGUCUUCACCAGGUACACCCUCCUCAAGGCCAUGAUCAAGGAGGUGGUGCGGUUGGAAACUGAGUACUGGCAGAUGCUGGAAGUGCCUCGUCAGGAAAAGCAGGAGCCUGUGCUCUCAUACGUGCUACGAGCGUGUUCAAUCAUCGAGAAGAGCCAGAGGUCGCAGGAACAGGCGGAGAAGGCACGCGCAGCCGAUGAGGAGGAAGAGGAAAGGAAGAGAGAGAACGCUCAGAGGUUGAAUGGGAUGACCACAUCACAGAUCCUGGAGGAGAACAAUUCCCUGACCAAUGAACUCUACCGACACCUGAGGAAGUAUUCUUCACUGAGGACUCUCAUGAGGGAGCUCAAGGACGACUACGUUGAGAGCAAAAUGUACCCCAUCAUUCCCCGGUACUUCAUGUUGAAGGAGAUGAUUCGUGAUGUGAUGCGAGACCCGGCGUUCGUGGAGAUCUGUCAGGAAGCCACUCAGAGCCCCCCCACGGCAGCCUCCUAGUGGGUCACCUCUUGAGAUACUGCAGGUUUUGCCACGUAAGAGAAUAUCAUGAGGGAUACAUCCCAUCUUAACAUUUCUUUAGGCAAGAAGAGUCUGGAAUAAUAUUUUGCUAGAUUAAAUACCUCUGUUAGUGGGUCAUCUUUGUUUAGAAGUUUGUAAUGCUUAGAAAAUAAGGUGAUAUUUGGUGUAGAUUUUUGAAAAAUUAGCAACAGUGGUAAGAAAAAUGACAUUUUCCAUUAAAAAUAUGUUUCAGGUUGCUAUAGUAUUUGAUGAAAAUAAUAGACAAGAUAUUAUACAAAAAGUUUUCUUGUUAGAUACCAUAUAGUGAGAAGUCUGAUGGAUGAUUUUUAUUAUAAAAAAUGUAUUAUAAGAUAUAGUAUAUUCUGAAUGAAAUACAAACCCACAUUUGGGUCAUCCAAAGAAUUUAUAGUACAGUAUAAUAAAGCCAAAGGAAAUAUCUAUUUUUCUUAUAUGAAUUUUGUGUAUGAUACAGAUACAUAUACGAGCAAGAAAGGACAAAAGUGAUUAAGAAUUACAACAUGACUUAUUUGAGGCUAUUACUAUAGUGUGAUAUAUUAAAUAAAAAGUAGAAAAUGUGUUAAAUACUCAGGCCAGUCUAUGGUGAAUCCAGAAUCUUGUGGUUUCAGGGAACACAUUUCAGCAAGGCAAUAUUUAUACAGUUAUAAUUAUUAAUUACUAUUAUUCAAGCAAUGACGGCAUUAAGUUUUUGAAUCGCAUGAAAAUUAUUUUUUAGUGAAAUGCACAUACUAUUUAUAUUGUAAGAACUGUUAGAUAUAAAAAGAGAAAAACAUAAUACGAGUAGGCCUACUGCUGUGGAUGCAGUAGGUUCCAUAUGACAGUACCUUGUGUGAUAUCAUAGUAUCUAGGAAAGAUACAUUCUUGCACUUCAGAGGGUUGCUUGAAUUGUGAUGCUCAUGCAAUGUUGGAGAGAGAGCUGUUGAGUGAGUGAUGGUGAAUGUAUUUCUUUGGGUCACCCUCUGAGGAAAGAGUAAACAAUGUAUGCUAAUAUACCUAAUCGACAGUUAUUCAAACUCACAUACUGUCCUGAUCAAUUCCAAUUCACAAUUCAGUGUAGGUAGGACCCUCCUGUCUGAUACUUCAGGUAUUCAGCUGUCUCUAUCUUAUAUUCUAGGUCAAUUUUAGAAAAUUACACAAAGUUACCAAUAAACAACACUCACCAUUUUUCAUUAGUAAGAGAAGGGUCCAUACGCUCUCUUCUACUGUAAAUCUGCUAUGGGCUUUAUUUUAAUUUUAAAAGCAUCCAGUGGCAGAUUGUUGGUUUAAUGCUAUAGAAACUCAAAGUUAAGAAAAAUAUUUUUUAUCUCAAGAUGACAAAAUUUGUAAGACAAAUAAUUUAAACUGAUAAAAUACAUGGUAACUGAGAAGUGGAUUGUUGAAGCUAUAAGGUGAAAUAGAAGUUAGGAUAAAAUUUUCUAAACUAAUGUCUUUAAUUAUUAUGCCAGUAACACUGCUACAUAAAAAAAAAAUGCCCUCAAAAUUCUGUAAAAAUUAUUUUCACCAUUUGUAGUCCUUAGUGCUUUAGAAUAAUAGAAAUAUAAAAUAACUGCACCAACAUUUUACAUAUAUUUUUAUUAAGUUUAAGACCCACCCCAUAAUAAAAUUCUGACUACAAACCUGGAAAUCUUGCUCUGCAGACUUCUAAUUGAGAAUGUUUAAAGUGUGAAACAUUAUUAAAUGAAUGCUCUCAUGUUGAAUAUCAUUAUAUUUGUGUAUUUAAAUUUUAUUGUAAGAUAUAAUGGACAUCACUAAACCAUACAGGAAGAUUUAUUGAAACUUCUGUUCAGAUAUGUACCAUAUUUAAAUUAUUUUAAUCAUAAUCAAAAUUGUGUUUACCAUUAGUGAUCUUUGAACUGAAUCACUAAAUGAAUACUAGGUGCAGAUUCUGGAAUGCAAGUUAAAACACACCUAAAAUGUUACAAUCUGCCAGGACGGAAAAAAUCUCGAGAUCAUCAUUAAAAUGAAAAUUGUAGUCAGAUAAUUAUCUCAGUCAUGGGCAGUUGUCAACUCAGAGGAUGGGCUCAUCUAGACCUGUUAUCAUAACAUGAACAAGAGGAUAUUCCUGAGCACCACAAAUACCAUCAGCCUUCUAUGCUUACCACACAGUCAGACUUGAACUUAAUGUUCUUCUCUUUAAUGAUACAGUACUGUACUUCAUUUGACUGCAGUGUGUACCAUUUUGAAUUAUGUUUAACAUAUGAUUAACACAAAAGCUUGAAUCACCAGUUGUGAGGUAGUUUGUGUAUUAUUGUUAAUUAUGUUUGAUAUAUGAAUAACACAAAAGCUUGAAUCACUGUCAGCUAGUUUGUGUAUUAUUGUUAAUUAUGUUUGAUAUACGAAUAACACAAAAGCUUGAAUCACCAAUUGUUAUCUAGUUUGUGCAUCAUUGUUAAUUUUGCUUAACAUAUGAAUCACUUGAUUGUCAGCUAGUUUGUGUGUAAUAUUAAACUGACUGUGUUUAACAUAUGAGUGACACAGACUUGAUGUUGUUAUAAAACCAUGGACCACUGAUUGUCACGUAGUCUGUGUGGAAAUUUUGUUAAAAAAUUGCCAUGUUAGUUAUAAUGCAAAAUUAAUAAUAGGCCUAAAAUUUUGAGUAACUCAGUUGAACUGUUUUAUCUUGAGGGUAAAUCUCAUAUUUCUUAAGCAUUUGCACCCCAAAUUAAACAUAACUGAUACAUAAUGCUUUACUUUUUUAAAUGUUCGAAUUUCUCUUUGCAGUCAACCAGUGUUCUGAAUGAAUGAAUGAUUUUUCAUAUGCUAUGUGGCACAUUUAUGAAAGUCAGUUUAAAGUGUACCUAUAAUAUAUAAUAAAAGACAAAAGAAAAUUAGUGAUGUAUUCAAACAUCAAUGGGCUAUCUUAAAAAAUACGAAGUAUAUAAACUGGAUUGUUACAAAAGUAACAAAAUCUUGAUUUAAUGGACCCUGAUUAACAAAUUUCAGACUUAAUGGACAAAGUCUCUUUAAUGAGAGUUGUCUGAUAUUGCUGCAGUCUGUUGGGCAAAUUAAUUUUGGAUUUAACAGACAAAGUCUGUUAAAUCCAGUACUGUCCAUUAUUUUCAAGAUGACAUAAAAACAAUCUUAUCAUUCAGAUAUAAUGGACAUUCAGCUUUAACAAACACCUCCUUUUCCUUACUAGUACAAUGAACAAUUAGUUAAAUAUAUGCUGGUAUAAUUUGUAUCUCUCAGAAAGAUUUUAAAGUUUCCAGAAUCUGCCCUCGACUUACUUAUGUCAAGGGCUUUCUAUAAAACCAACUGGAACAGUUUGCAUUGAUGCUGAAGCAUUAAUAUAGCUAUACAAUAGUUAUUAAAAUAAUAGUAGAACUUAGUGCUAAAGAAUUAAAGUAUUUUUGCUAAAGGUAAGUGCGAGGAAUAAGGAGUGAAGAAGUAUUAUCUAUUGUUUUGUGCCAAAAUAUGAUCGUAUCUGUAUAUUCUUGUAAGCAUGACGAACUUAGAAUAUGAGCACUUUUACCUUGAUGUACGUUCUUUAACACAAACACAAGCAAACAAACAUACACACACACACGAACAGAAAAAGUGCAAAGGUUUGCAACAAGACUAGUCCCAGAGCUAAGGGGAUUGUCUGACAAAGAAAGUUUAAGGGAAAUCAGCCUGAUGACACUGAAGGAUAGGAGGAUUAGGGGGGACAUGAUAACGACAUAUAAAUUACUGUGAGGAAUUGACAAGGUGGACAAAGGAUAUUCCAGAAAUGGGACACAGAAACAAGGGGUCACAAUUGGAAGUUAAAGAAUCUGAUGAGUCAAAGAGAUGUUAGGAAGUAUUUCUUCAGUCAUAGAGUUGUCAGAAAGUGGAAUAGCCUAGAAAGUGAUGUAGUGGAGGCAGGAACCAUACAUAGUUCUAAGACAAGGUUUGAUAAAGUUUAUGGAGCAGGGAGAGAGAGGACCUGGUAGCAAUCAGUAAAGAGAUGGGGCCAGGAGCUAUGACUUGACCCCUGCAACCACAAAUAGGUGAGUACACACACACACACACACACACACACACACACGAGAUGAGGUUUGAUAAAGUUCAUGGAGCAGGGAGAGAGAGGACCUGGUAGCAAUCAGUGAAGAGAUGGGGCCAGGAGCUGAGUCUCGACCUCUGCAACCACAAAUAGGUGAGUACACACACUUGAUAAAAAAUAAAAUAAUGCACACACUAAUGCAUAUACAGUAUACACACUCAUGCAUACAUACAUCCACAGGCAUGCAUGCACAGGCAUGAAAGUAUUAGGAUGCCUUAGAGGUUUAGUUCUAUGUAUAAAUUUAUUAUUUUUUCAUAAGAUUGCCAUUUAGAAAAUUAGAUAAAGAAAAGGUAAAGCUAAUCUUUAUCUCAUAUGUAAGACUAAGUCUUGAAUAAACAGUGCAAGUGUGGAACCUUCCUUAGUACAACAUUAAAUAAAACUAUAGAAGACCAGAAAAAGCUCAUCCAGACUAGAGCUGAAGUUGAAGGGAAAGGAAAAAGCUGUGAGGAAAGAGAGUUGAGCUAGAGCUUCUGUGGCAAGAAGAUUACAAACAAUAAGGAACAUGAAGUCAGAUUAAGUUGUAAUAAACAAGUAUCAGUGAAUAAACAGAAAGGUGGAUGAGGGGAGUGAACCGUGAUCUGUAAAUUGACAGUGCGGCGCUCUACCGUCUCCACCACCAGGCUUACAGGAGAAAGGAAACGGAACUAGUGCUUACUGUACUACAUUCCAUCAAGAGGCACCAUCAGGAGCCCAAUAGGGAACAUGAUUACAUGCUAAAUACUCUGGAACAUUAGCAGGAUAGGCAUUUUACCAGAGAAGCGGUUAGUACAAGAGGAUAGGUGGAAACUACAAACCCAAAUGAGAGACGGACACUUAAGAAAAAGUUUUUCAGUACAGUGGACCCCCGCCUUACGAUAUUAUUUCAUUCCAGAAGUCUGUUUGGGUGCCGUUACCGACUGAAUUUGUUCCCAUAAGGAAUACUGUGAAUUAGAUUAGUCCGUUUCAGACCCCCAAAAAUACACGUACAAAAGCACUUACAAAAAUACACUUAGAUAAUUGGUCGUGUUGGGAGCUGAUCGUAAGGCGGGGGUCCACUGUAUAAGAGUAUGACAGAUUGGUGCGAUUUGGUCAGUUAAAUUGACUCAUUACAGGAUAUUAGAAGUAGAUAAGUCUUGUCUAUUUCCCCAUACAUACAUACAUGCAUACAGUAUAAAUAUCCUCUUCUCUGUUUUCUCCAGUACAGGAAAAUUUAAGCUUGCUUUCUUGACAAAACUUUCCUUCACAACAGUGGUUUACAGUUCAAGUGUGCAUGUGUGUGCUUGUGUGUGUGCACCAAAAUUUACAUUUACAGAUACAUGUAUUACAGUUUAUGAAGAGACUAAGCUAUUAAACACAGUCGAGCACUGGAAGUUUAUGUGAUACUUCAGAUAGUCAGAAUGUUUAAUGUGGUACUUGAACAUUGAUGUGGUUUUCUUUGAUUUGCAUUGUAAUGUUUUGCCAGUUAUUUCUUGAAAUUUUCUCUUAGAUUUUUACAGUUGGUUAAAUAAGAUGAUUAUAAGCUUAGAAUACCUCCGACCCUAAUCAGUCUGAACUUUCAGUGCUCAACUGUGUACAGGUAUUGUGCACCUCUGUAAAAUAUUGCAGAGCUAUUCUGAGCUAUUUAAUUGAAAUGCACAAAUAAGGAGUUUUGAAAUAAUCUUGGCUGGUACAACUCUAGAUAAAACUUUAACCCACGUAAAACUAAGAGGAUAAUAUUCUGUCUAUAGUAUCAGCCAGAGAGGUUUUACAGAAAUUCAGAAUUUUGUGUAUUAGUCAGAUAUACUCGAUGAACUUUUGACUACUAUGAUGCUUUGUCAUUAAAAGCGAUAUUUUCCUUAGAGAAAGAUUUUAUAUCUAUGGUAAUGCUGAUUUUACUCUUAAGCUUAACUUUGUAAAAACAUGUGGCACUGCACGAGGCUCAGUGUUCUCAGCCUCAACAGCGCUAAGCCAUAUGACAUACUGCCACAAAAUAAUGUUCCAUUGUUGCUAGUAGAUCUGGGUAGUGUUCAGGAGAUGCUCUUAAUUUCAUCCCCAUGCACUCAUAACAUUGCUCGUAAAUCUGUACACUCAAAAAUCAAGUCAAAAUACUCUAGCUAAUUACAGUAGUCAUGUACAUUAUGUAUGGAUGUUUAAAAUUAUAUAUGUUUGCCUCUAGAAUGCUACCCUAAGAGUAAUAUAAAUAAUGAUAUUUUUCUUUACCCUUCUUGGGUGAAGACCAGAUCAGUGUUAGGUGAGUGUUGUGUAAGUUAACGACAAAGCUACGCUUAAGAACUUGUAUGUCAUGCUUUCUGUACCAUGUUUUUACAAUAAUGUAUCCCCUUCUUUGCUAUGGCAUUUUCCUUAUAAUUAUGCAACAAAUUUCUGCAUGUACAAUAUAACAAUCACAUUUGUAUGCCUAUACAGUACCAGAGCAAAAGAGGGAAAAAAUGCUUGAAAAGCAAAUAGAGGCCUAUUCAGAAAUUAGUAAUUCAUUUAAUGCCUUGAAUGGUAAAAUUAGUUAGAUUUUAUAAAAGACAAGGGUAAUAAUACUGAUUUCAAGUUAAAAAUGUGAAUCUGUCUUGGAUGUUCAUACUCAUCAUAAUAGUUUAUCUUCCAUCAUACUAGUUUAUCUUUUCAUAAUUGUCAUCACCUCAAUAUUUUUUCUACCCAGUCUAUUCAUUGUUUUUGAUGGCAUUUCAAGCAUACAAACUAGUUUUUCCCUGUGCAUUACACAGCAUUUUCUUCCUUAUUCUCUGACUGCCCCACCAUUGAUAAGUUGCUGAAUUUUUUGUUACUUCCUUAUUGGCUGUUACUAUUGCCAUCCCAUGAACCUCAGGGAACAUUUUUUCAAAUGUUUACCUUGGUGGGCUUCCCUAACUGUACUUGAGGAAUCUGCCUUAAAACCUUCCACUUGGGGCCAUUACUGGUAUUUUCAAGAAAAUCAGGGCCCAUCUGAAUACACUGUAUAGCAUUAUUUUUUGUAAAAUUUUAGUAUUGAUUCUGUCAGUAGAAUAUAACCAUAAAGACCCGAUGUGACCUUACCAUAGGAAUCAUAAUAUCAGUAAUAUUAAUUAUAAUUCAAAAUAAUUUCAAGAUAAUUGUCAUUAAAUAACCCUCUUGUUCAGUAGUGUGAUGUGAUAUAGUGUUGUGAAAAUGAAAGUGAAGGAAGUCAUAAUUUUAAUUGUAUAAUAAACAACAAGCAUUUGUAGUCAGUGUUAUAUAAUACUGAAAACCAACUGGUGCUGCCAUAUGCAAAAAUGGUUUUUACAACUUACAUAAUUUAAUCUUUACACUCAUGCACCUCAGGAAGACUGCUGUAUAAUUUUGUCACACAUCCAUUUGGUUGAUUUUAUAAUUAUUGUAACUUACUGUUAUACAUUCAUGUACAGUUUACAGAGUGCAGGCAGGUCCCACUUUACAGCGUUUCACUAUACAGUGUUUUACUAAUACAGUGCAUUUCAAUUAUAUACCCAUUCUUCAUUUAUUCAGAUUUCCUAGGUGUCCCAUAGCUCGAUCGCUAGUGCACUCAGCUCACACACUGAGGUCCAGAGUUUGAAUCUCCAAUAUGGCUGGAAAACAUUAGGGACGUGAUUUCAUAAGACACUUAACUGUCCCUGUUCACCCAUCAGUAUAAAUGGGUACCUGGGUGUUAGUCGACUGGUGUGGGACAAAACUUGCAUAAUUUGCCUGAAAUGCUCAGCAUAACAAGCGGUUUUCUAUAAAGUAGUAUGUCAUUGAUGUCAGCUAUGCCUGUAUACCUUGUACAUGUACUUGUAGAAACGAAGAUGUUAUUAUAUUAUUAUUAUUAUUAUUAUUAUUAUUAUUAUUUUAUUAUUAUUAUUAUUAUUAUUAUUAUUAUUAUAAUUAUUAUUAUAAAUGCCACUCACUAUAAGCUAAGGAUGAAAAUAUAUUAAGUAAUAUAUGUACUGUAUAUGCAUUUUUUAGGCCUAGCCAUAUUAUUCAUAGUGUAAACAUGUUAUCAGGCUUAUAUAUGCAUUUACAAGUGAAAAAAAAAAAGAUUCACUUUACAGCGAUUUUUGCUUUACAGCAGUAGCCCGGAACCUAAUCUGCUGUGUAAGUGGCGCCUUCUUGUACUUCCUUUUAAAAUCUGAACAAAGUGAUCAGUUUAAGUUAAAACACUGUAUAUCCACUUCAGGUACAUGGUUAUGAUAUAUGCUACAAUCUUUUCAGUCGUUUGUUGUACUUCUCUUCUCCUUUGUUCACUUUCAGUACUCUCUCUAAUGAAAACUCUCAUACUUCCCUAAUGAACUUAUUCCCAUAUUUUCUAAUGAACUUUCCCAUACUCUAAUGAGCUCUCUGCCAUCUGUAAUAAGCUCUUUCCCAUACUCUCUGUGAGCUCUCUCCCAUAUUCUCUCUCUAUUGAACUUUCAUAUGCUCUCUAUAAUGAACUGUCACUCAUACUCUCUGUAAUGAGCUCUCUCUUCCAUACUUAAACUAUUCAAUUUCUUAAGCAGGUUACAUUACCACCACAAAUGUAAACAGCCAUAAAACACAUGAAACUUGAUGGUCCAAAGCAUGAUAACUGAUUUUUUUGUUUAUAGUUUGUUUAAUAGUUAUCCACAGAAUAGUUGUUUUCUUUUAUGAACUGUGCAUAUACUAUUUGUGGCAACUAUAGGGUAAGCAUAGCAUUGUACACACACUUCUUAAGUGUCUAUCCGUGGCAGCUAUUGAGGGAGAAGUCUAGGCAUGGUAGCAGGAAGUGCCACUUCCCAAACCUGGUAGCAGGAAGUGCCAUUGCCCAAGCCUGGUAGCAGGAAGUGCCACCUGCCCAAGCCUGGUAGCAGGAAGUGCCACUGCCCAAGCCUGGUAGCAGGAAGUGCCAUUGCCCAAGCCUGGUAGCAGGAGGUGCCACUUCCCAAGCCUGGUAGCAGGAAGUGCCACUGCCCAAGCCUGGUAGCAGGAAGUGCCACUGCCCAAGCCUGGUAGCAGGAAGUGCCACUACUGAGGCAUGAUAGCAGUAAGUGUCACUCCCCAGGCAUGGUAGUAGGGAGUGCUACUUCCCAGACAUGGUAGCAGGGAGUGCUACUGCCCAGACAUGGUAGCAGGAAGUGUCACUGCUCAGGCAUGGUAGCAGGAAGUACCAUUGUUGAGCAUGGGUUUCCUACAUGUAACAGGUGAAAAGAAAUCACAGUCAUUACACAUUGUUAUCAUGCCUUUACCUCCUGAUACAUGGUGAAUUACCUGGAAUAUACCUGGAGAGGGUUUUGGGGGUCAAUGCCCCCACAGCCCGGUUUGUGACCAGGCCUCAUGGUGGAUCAGGGCCUGAUCAACCAACUGUUACUGUUGGCUGCACGCAACCUGAUAUACGAACCACAGCCCGGCUGGUCAGGUACUGACUUUAGAUGUCUGUCCAGUGCUUUCUUGAAGACAGCUGGGGUCUAUUGGUAAUCCCCCUUGUCUAUAUGUGGGGUGUAUUGUCUCACAGAUGUUACUGUAGAUGGUAAGUGUUAUAGUAUACGUGUACUUGUGUAAUUAAAAAAAUGGUCAGUGGUAUAAUUUUUUUCAUAAUUCACAAAAUUGUAAUAACAUAAUUGCAGACAAGCCACAGAACGGGUGGGGUUUGAAUCCAAGUGGCUUACACACUGGCCUGGACUUUUACGACUCAUUUACCGUGGAUUCAGAUCCAACCCACUCUGUGUUAUUUCAUAAUGUUUUGUUGAAAAUCAGUGCUGUAUGACCCUUUUAUGGGUUUAGUGCUUUCAGUGAAUAUAAUAAUUUGAUAAAAGUUAUACAUUAAGUUGUCUUGUUUCUAAAUUGAUAUUUGUUCUGGUAUUUGCAUUUAGGAUCAUGUCAACUAACUGUACCUAUGCAUAACCUUAUUAAGAUAGUAUAAUAAUUAUAGAUAUUAAAAAUCAAACUGAGGCUUGUACACUUGUUAUCACUAUGUGCUUAAUUUUGUACAGAUUUCAAACUUUCUGAGUGAAGAUAUAUUAAGAUUCUCCAGACAUUUAUCUGCAUAAAUGAUACCCAGAAUGUACCAUACAGAAUGACUCUCCUCAUGGGGGAUACCUUGAGGCUGAUGAAGGACUCUUGAUCUAAGAAAUUGAAACUCUCUUCUUCUUUUGAUCAAACCUGAUUACACCCAUUUCCAGGUGCUGUACAACCACCAUGAUUUUAGCAUUUCCUUACAAAUAUAAUAAUACAGACUCUAGCAAUAGUGGUAAGUUUUGAGUAACUUUGGUUAAUUUUAACCUUUGAUUCUGGAAGUUGUUGAAGAUUUCAAGACCAUUAAGUCCUAACUGACUAAAUUUAUUAAUAGUUAUAGACAAGACAAAGACAAAAUUUAUUUCUUUGCAUAGGUUACAAUGUAUGUUUGCAUUUUGUGUGUGUUGUUAGGUACA
Molecule: messenger RNA, 11433 nt
Organism: Cherax quadricarinatus
Lineage: Eukaryota; Metazoa; Arthropoda; Malacostraca; Decapoda; Parastacidae
Source: RefSeq, a predicted model, not a curated record